Molecule: messenger RNA, 969 nt
Organism: Acanthosepion pharaonis
Lineage: Eukaryota; Metazoa; Mollusca; Cephalopoda; Sepiida; Sepiidae
Source: the annotation of a GenBank genome assembly
AUGCGAACGCGUGUUGUCGCGCUUCAACACCUCCUUGUUGUUUUUACAAAUUUCCUUUACUUUCUGAUUUAUCCUUAUAUACAUUAUCUAUCUAUCUAUCUAUCUAUCUAUCUAUCUAUCUAUCUAUCUAUCUAUCUAUUAUACCUCAACCAACGACCACACCCAAAACCAGGACACAUCUCCGCCUUCCGCCACCGUUUUUCCUUUCACAAGUCUUUCUUUCUUCAUUCUCUUGCUCUUAACGAUUUCAUUUCUCCCAGUUGUAUACCUUCGAGCUCACCCAGUCAAAUCUAUUGCGUUCUAUUCAUUUCUAUCUAUCUAUCUAUCUAUCUAUCUAUCUAUCUAUCUAUCUAUCUAUCUAUCUAUCUAUCUAUCACUUCUUUCUUUCUUUCUUUCUUUCUUUCUUUCUUUCUGUCACUACCCUGUCUAUCUAUCUCUAAAAAUAAUCUUGAAAUUUCCGAUAACAUUGAAUACAACUACCUUAGCAUUCUUCUGCCGCCGAACCUGAUUGCUCUCUCUCUCUCUCUCUCUCUCUCUCUCUCUCUCUCUCAAAAAAAAAAAAAAAAGAAUCAAAUAUCUAGCAUGUCAUUACUCUCUCACUCGAUCUCAAUCUGUCCAUAUCUAUCUCACUCUGUUCAUAUCUAUCUAUCUAUCUAUCUAUCUAUCUAUCUAUCUAUCUAUCUAUCUAUCUCUGUUCAUAUCUAUCAAUUUCUUAUUUUCACUCACUACCCUGUACGUCUAUCUGUCUGUCUAUCUACCUCAGCCUGUUCAUCUAAGAUUAUCUAUCUAUCAUCUAUCUAUCUAUCUAUCUAUCUAUCUAUCUAUCUACCUAGCUACCUACCUACCAUGAGCUAUGUGUUAUUGAUUCGUAUUAUCUAUCACUAUUCUUUCACUACCUAUUCUAUCUAUCUAUCUAUCUAUCUAUCUAUCUAUCUAUCUAUCUAUCUAUCUAUCUAUCUGGCUAGCUAG